UCAUAUCCCAUAUUUAAUUAUUACUUUAUAGAUGGGAAAUAUUUGUAAAUCAAAACUUAAACCACCACAAAUACAGGACAGAUAAUAAUAUCUACCAAGAGAAGAGUUGUUAUGUUUACUGAUACAUGUUUACUGAUAGCCACAGCCCCCUAUUGAGCCAACUUUCAUUACUAUAUCAAAUUAUUUGUUUAGAUGUUAUGAUGAUCUUUCUCUUCAUUCAGUGAGUGUCAAUAAUUUAUUCAACUUCAGUGAAAUCAUGUGAGUCGAGUGAUUUUGGUUGAGACAACUUGGUAAUAGACGAACAGGAUUUACAAUCUACUGAAAGCUGAGCUAAUGCAGAAUUGAGAUAACAUCACAACAAAGUAGUUGUGCUCUUAUAUAUUGUAGCAAACUCGUUCUUGUUUCAACUUGUCAUAAAGCUUAAACGUUAUAGGUCCAAACAAACAUCAAAUAUUUUUUUUUUUAUUUGUUAUUUAUGAUGCAUGUGUAAAACAUUAUCUUAAAUGUUCAAUGGAGCCUUACUCGGCAAAAACUACUUCAACAUGCUACACAUGAACAAAGCUGCAACAUUAAUUGUCACUCAUUAAUAGUUCGAGAAAAAUCCAACUUCAUCAAAGAUGGGUAUGUAAUUAUGUGAGCAUUUAAAGAUUUCGGUAUCCUUAAAGAUUCUGGAUAUCAGUCAGUUAGAAAAAACAUUAAGCAGUCAAUAUCCUGGAUAUGUGAAACAACUCUUUAUGAGAAGAAAUCUCAAAACAUAACAAAAAUUCAAAGGGAAAUGCAAAGUCUACAGGACAUACAAGAAGAUUUGAUGGGGGAAGAAUUAACAUAUUUAGGACAAAGUUCCAAUUAUGGCGUGACAGAAUGGCAGAGCGUCUUGAUCAAUGAGAUGCCAGAUAAAAUCCUCUUGCAGAUAUUUUCGUUUCUCAAGCAUCGAGAACUUGGGAAAAUUGCACGUGUGUGCAAACGUUGGCGUCUCAUUGCAUACGACAGUCGACUGUGGCAGGCGGUAUCCUUGCGUCCUGAAUUCUCCGGUCUGCAUGUGAAUAAUACUGAAACACUGCUGGCUUUAAUAAACAUCCGUUUCGGUUCAACUCUCCGAUAUAUUGAGCUUCCCUGUGAACUGAUCACGUCCCCUGUCUUGCAUGACCUUGCCAAUAAGUGUCCUAACCUCAAGUAUAUGACACUUGACUUUUCAAAUGCAAUGCAAUUACAUGACUUCAAUGAUUUGAACGCCUUUCCUUGUAACCUUCGAAGUCUCUGCAUUUGUUUAUCCGAGGUAAUCUUUUUGGAGGGAUUUAUGCGAAGGAUUUAUAGCUGUUUAUCAUCUCUGGAAGUUCUUCAUUUGAUUGGUACUUUUGAAUUGUCAAGCGAGGCCGAAGAAGAGAACUAUGAAGUCAUCAACAUCAGUAAAAUAAAAGCUCAUACUCCAAACUUACGAAUCAUCAAUAUGUAUGGCAUCGGAUUUGUAGAUGAUAGCCAUGUGGAAAUGCUGGCUUCCAACUCCAUUCAUCUUGAAGUUUUAGCCUUAAACUUCUGCUUGCGUGUCAAAGGUUCAUCUUUCAGUAUGCUCGUACAAAAGUGCAAGAAGCUGAAAUCUUUGCUGCUUCAACAUACUGGAGUGGAAGAUAGCUUUAUGAUGGCCGUUCCAUGGGAACAGUCUAUCAUCCAUGAAUUGGAUUUAACAUCUACGGAACUUUCAAAAGAGUGCCUGGAGAAUAUUCUACUUCGAAUGCCUGGAUUUAUCUAUCUUGGACUUGGGUACUGUGAAUUCUUUUCAGAUACGAUAUUAGAAAAACUAAUGGAAACAGGAAAAUUCAUCAAAUUACGUGCCAUUGAUAUUAGUCAUACCAAUGCAUUGUCUGAGAAUUCAAUUUACAACUUCUUGCUGACAUAUGGGAAAAAUCUUAAAGGACUUAUGCUGUCUGGGAAACCAAAAUUGACAGAAAACUUUUGGCUGAAUGUAAUCCCCUUUUUGAAAAACAUUAAAAUUUGUCGACUAGGAACAGCAAAUGGUUGGUUUCUGCGCAUCAAUACCCGUGUGCACAUUGAUCAAAUAAUAGAAGCCUUUGCUCAACAUUGUGCUUAUAUGGAUCGGCUGGAAAUCCAGUGGGAUCCUGACACCAUCCGCUUCAGUGAUAAAAGUAACAAAUUUGUGGAUCAUAUUCGACUGCGUUGCCCACACCUUCGAUCCAUAACUUUAAGUGAUGGUGAAUAUUACGAGAUGGUCAAAUCAAACUUUGAACGUGCUGACAAGAAGAGAGUUGUGAGAACGACCAUUAACUACAACACCAGCAUUGUUAGUCUGCUUAGUCAGUACAAUGACUUGCUCUUCAACUAGAUCUCUUGAACUGUUGGACUGUUUAUUUAUUUAUUUAUAUAUUUAUUUAACUAUUUAUUUAUCUAUUUAUUUAUUUAUUUAUUUAAACCAACUCCUUGUGUGUUAGUGUGUGUGUGUGUGUGUAACCUAACUUUGGACUGAUUACAUAUUAAGAGAUACACUGCUCUGUUAUAGUCUUUGGUGUUUCCUGAUCUUUCCUUUAUAUCAGUGAAUUUGAACAUCAUUAGUUUUUUCAGUUUAUUGAUAUCAGGUUCAAACUGUUCCAAAUUUAAGAGAUUUGCAGUUUGAAAGAUUAAUGGAAAUUCUAAGAAACCCAUGUAGCAAUAAUUGUUUGCUAAACAAAACAAAAUUUUAUUUAAAAAAAUUUUUUUAAAAACGAAAUAAUUUUCUGUUUAGAAACUGCUUUAACAGUUGCUUUUGACCCUCUCAUGACUUAAAUUCACUCCAGUGGAGACGAAAUGGCCAGCAUUUUCAUAAAUUUGUAUCCCUAUCAAGGAAGAACAUGUCAAACAUUUUCAAGGUCAUUUAAUUUAAUGAAGGACAAACUCUGCUGGUAAAUUAACAUUUCUUGUGCAGUUUCAUGCCAUCUUUUAAUAACUAUUUCGAAAAUUUUCUCCACGUAUAAGAAAGAAACUAACUUUUUGUUAAUUGUUAAAACGAACUUUAAAAAAAAAAAUGAAAGAAAAAAACACCCAAACUUCAGAUGAUUUUUAACAAAUAAUUUUACUAAAACAAUAUUUUGAUUAAAUACAAAAUGAUUUUUCUUACAACAAAA
Molecule: messenger RNA, 3113 nt
Organism: Octopus bimaculoides (California two-spot octopus)
Lineage: Eukaryota; Metazoa; Mollusca; Cephalopoda; Octopoda; Octopodidae
Product: F-box/LRR-repeat protein 6
Biological process (GO): positive regulation of protein ubiquitination
Molecular function (GO): protein binding
Source: RefSeq, a predicted model, not a curated record